UGUCUCUUCUCUGCUUUGAUGUAGCUAAUAAAUGCAACAGUCUUUUCUCUUUAUGGCGGUGGCCAUCCAUCAGCUAAAGUUAUUUGAAUCUUUGAGUAAAGCUUAGUUGCAUUGCAUGCAUCUAGUUGGAAAAACAAACAGACCCACACGCACAGAGAGACAGAUGGGGAAUUAUGGUUCUUAUCAUUUCACCCAAUUGCCACUUGACAUCUAGGUGCCCACUAGGCCAGCGUCAUCCCAUUAACUUGUUUGCUCUGGUUCUGGUUUUAAUAGUCCCCCAUGUUUGAAUUCUUCUUACUCCAGCAAGCUUAAACAUCAAAGAAGCUCUCAAAUAUCUCCAUCCUUAUCAUUUAUAAGCAUCAGAAUUCACAUUUUAUAAUGAGAAUCAAGUGGAAAAAGAAGCUUUUUUUCUGCUUUCACGUCAUCCGUCACAAGGCAUCAAAUUCCAAAAUGAGAAGCAUCAGGAGCAAAAAGAAAAAAGAAAUCACAGAAAUCCCAUCUGAGGUGGAAGCGAAAGAUAUUGUAUUGGCAAUAUUGGGAAAAAUCUCCAAUCUUCUUAUUCAAGAGUAUUCAGAUUCAUUACUUGCUGUGGAAGAUCAACUUCAACUAAUUGAGAGAAGCUUGCGACUCCUAGCUGAGGAAUCUAGUCGCGUGCCUGACCAGAGGAAAUUAAGGGAAAUAAUAUAUGAUAUUGAAGACGUAAUUGAUGAAUUGAUAAUCAGAUCAAGGCCGGGAAAGAAGGGAGAUUCUUACGUCAGAUAUGCUUUGGCUUUAGCUGAUCUACGAGAGCAUUUCUUUUAUGUUUUAGCUCUCUUGGAUUUGAUUGAUCAUUAUAAACUUCGUAAGAAGCUAGAACAACUCAAUGUUGAUAUUAGAGAUAUAUCUUCAUUUCUUUAUUGUUCUGGUUCAUGGGAGAAUUCCUUUUGCCUGUACCAAUUGGAUACGGGCAGCACAAUUAUAUCGCCUGUGAUAAACAAGUUUGAGAGCUUGGCCACUCAGAACCAGCUUCGUCCUACUCUGAGAAGGGCAGCCAGGUGGUUAAGAGAUGAAUUUAAGUGCCUGUGUGAUUUUCUGAAAACAGUUGAAUCUAGAGGACUAACUGAAGAAGGAACGGUGUGGAUGGAAGAACUUUGCGAUGUUUCCCGGUCAGUUGAGAAUUCUGUUGGGCUUUUCUUGGAGACGAAGCAGAAUGACAGAGGAUCGUCUAUUAAGAAAUUGGUAUGGGAUCCCCUUAAUUUCAUUUCUCAGCAUAGGCUUGCCCGGUAUAUGUCCUUCAUUAAAAAGAAGAUCCUUGAUAUUUCUAGUAGGAGAUAUAAAGCCAUUCCUGUACAAAGUCCAAGGAGCUUUCGAUUUCCUCCUUGCGGUGUUUAUGGAUGUCAGAGCAAAACAAUUCCUUGUUCUGCUAGGCAACUCGAUGUUAUUAGUUUUGAGGAGGAUGUAGAUGCAAUUACAGCACAACUACUGAAAGAUGAUCCUCGCUGCCUCACCAUUUCAAUUGUGGGUGUUGGAGGCAUCGGCAAGACAAGACUUGCAAAUUUAAUCUAUGAGAGCCAGACUAUUGCAGAUCAUUUUCCGCAUCGUUUUUGGGUUUCUGGAGCAAGCAGGGAAGAGGUCAUAGGAACAAUUUUGGGUAUUAAAGGUUCAGACCUGUAUUUCAAUUAUGAAGAGACAAAGAAAAGCUAUGAAGACAGGUUGAGACGGAUGGUUAAUGCUUUUUUUAUGGACAAAAAGUCACUCAUAGUUGCUGAUGCCUCAUAUGUAGAAGACUUUUGGAAAAUUAUGGGAUUUGCAUUCAAAGAUAUAUCAAAUGGCACAAGAAUAAUUUUCACUUCAGGAUACCAGAUAUGUGCUCCACCAGUUACUGAGACUAACUUCACUUACAGACUGCAUUUGAGAAGCCAUGAUGAGAGUUGGGCAUUGUUCAAUCAUAUUUUGAAGGCAAACAUCCCUCCAAAGCUGCAGACUCUCAAAGCACGGAUUAUAAGGCAGUGUGGGGGAUUUCCAAAGGUGAUUGUGAAGCUAGGAGAACUCCUGUCACAGAGAGAUGCAAGUCUAGAGGAGUGGUCAAGUGCUCUUGACCAACUGAAUCAAGAUGAAGAACCUUGGUCAGAAGUCUUGAAAGAGAUCAAUAAGUCUUUGCCUUUGUAUUUGAGGCGAUGUCUCUUCUAUUUUGGAUUAUUUCCAGCAGGUUAUAAAAUCCCCGCAAGAAGAUUGAUUGCCUUAUGGGUAGCUGAGGGCUUAGGGCGUCAACAGAUUGAUGAAAAAUCAUCUGAGUUUAUUGCAGAGAUGUGCUUGAAAGAGUUGAUCAAUUACGACAUGGUUCAAGUGACAGAGAAGAAUAUCAAUGGCAAGAUUAAGACGUGUUGCCUGCCGGAUGCUUUGCGACUCAACUGGUUCCUAAAAGCUAAGGAAGCUAAUUUUCUUCAAGGUCACAGCAGUAGCAACACCUGUGUGUCACGCCGGCUUGCUCUUAACCAAAAUGAUUUUGUCUCAGGUAACAAUGCCAAUUCUCUAAACUCUUGUUAUAAACAUGUUGUCUCUAUUAUGUCCUUCGAUACUCGAUCUGAAAGUGGAGCAGGAGAAAAUAUUGGCAACUUUCUUGAUAAGUUCAUCUCUAGAAAUUGUUUUCUUUUCCUGUGGGUAUUGGAUCUUGAAAAUGUAUACAAGCCGAGAUUACCCAAGGCAGUAGGCCGGCUCAAUCGGUUGAGGUACCUAGGCUUGCGAUCAACUUACUUGGGGAUCCUUCCUGAGUUCAUUGACAAAUUGCUAAACCUUCAGACAUUGGAUUUGAAGCGUGCUCAUGUCGGAACUCUUCCUGGUACAAUCUGGAAGAUGCAAAAACUAAGGCAUCUGUUUCUAGAUGAAAGCUUUCGCAGCAUGUUCAUCCCUCGACAAGAGGACAGCUCUCUAGUUGAACUUCAAACACUUUGGGGACUCUUCUUAGAUGAAGAUAGUCCAGUAAGAAAUGGUCUGGACACAUUGUCGGGUAUCACAAAAUUGGGACUGAUAUGCAAGAUGUCAGGCCCAUCCCGAAAGACUGCAAUGUCCUCACAAUUGAAUGCUGUGGCAAAUUGGGUUCAAAAUCUGAAACUUCAAUCUUUGAGGUUGAAAUCCUUUGACGAUUCAAAUCAACCUUCGGAGCUGUACUUGAAUUCUUUAUCAGGUCAUGUGGAUCUCACUAGUAUCUAUUUGGUCGGAAAGUUUAUGAAUCGGAAUCUACUAUCUGAGUUACCCAACAAUCUGAUUGAGCUCACAUUGUCAGCAUCUGGAUUAGCAGAGGACCCCAUGCAAACACUGGACAAGCUUCCUAACCUCAGAAUUGUGAUAUUGCUCUUGGGAUCAUUUACAGAAAAGAAAUAUCUCUGCAGUUUUGGAGGAUUUCCUAAGCUUGAAGUCCUUAAGUUCAAGAAGUUAGUGCAACUUGAGGAAUGGAAGGUAGAGGAAGGGGCACUGCCGAGCCUGAAAGAUUUGGAGAUCGAAUCCUGUACCAACUUGAAGAUGCUUCCUGAUGGGCUGCAACAUGUUAGGACACUCCGCAAGUUAAAACUAACAAAUUUGCCAAUGAUAUCGUCAAGGAUUAAGAAUAAUCAGGGCGAGGAUUGGAAUAAAAUUGCCCAUGUCCGCUGUAUCUGCAUACAAAAUUGAUAGAAACGCUGAGGAGAACUUCAAAUAUUAUUAUGUGGUGUUUCAUUUGUUCUGAUUGUGAAGCUA
This is a messenger RNA of Ricinus communis (castor bean), 3711 nucleotides long. RefSeq names its product probable disease resistance RPP8-like protein 2. Gene Ontology annotation, biological process: defense response to other organism. The record is from RefSeq and is a predicted model, not a curated record. The transcript has a single exon. Lineage: Eukaryota; Viridiplantae; Streptophyta; Magnoliopsida; Malpighiales; Euphorbiaceae. Gene Ontology annotation, molecular function: ADP binding. The coding region runs from base 379 to 3645 and encodes 1088 amino acids.